GAAAGUCAACAUCUUGGGAACACAUUAUAUAGUCGAAUAAGAAUUUAUGUGUAGUUGACUAGUAAUUCCCAAGAGAAGAAAAUAUCUCUUUGUUUAAUACAAUACAACCACCUCCAAAUUUAUGUGCAACAUUGUGUCUAAGUUGAGUUAAGUUCCAUGAUCAUGGUUGAACCAACAGAAAGGUAUGCAGUGGUGACUGGAUCAAACAAAGGAAUUGGAUUAGAGAUUGUAAGGCAAUUAGCUUCAGCUGGAGUCAAAGUGGUGCUUACAGCAAGAGAUGAGAAAAGAGGUCUUCAAGCUCUGGAAAAACUCAAAUCCUAUGGUUUGUCUGAUUUUGUUGUGUUUCAUCAACUAGAUGUAGCUAAUGCUGCAAGUGUAGCUAAUCUUGCAGAUUUUGUCAAAUCCCAAUUUGGCAAACUCGAUAUUCUAGUUAACAAUGCUGGGAUUAACGGAGUUGAAAUUAAAGACAGUGAAUUAUACAGUCAAGCAAUCAUUACGAACGGGGCACUAUCUGAUGAUGAGUUGAGAAGGGCAGCGACAGAAACAUACGAGUUAGCUAAAGAAUGCAUACAAAUAAAUUAUUAUGGUGCUAAAACAACAUUUGAGUACCUUCUUCCCCUCCUUCAAUUAUCUGAUUCACCAAGAGUUGUCAAUGUUUCAUCAGCAUUGGGCAAGAUAGAGUGUGUAUCAAAUGAAUGGGCUAAAGGCGUAUUCGGCGAUGUUGAUAACCUUACAGAAGAGAGAAUAGAUGAAGUUAUAAAGGAGUUUAUCAAAGAUUAUGAAGAAGGGUCCUUAGAAAGAAAAGGUUGGCCUAGGUUUUUGGUUGCUUAUACUGUUGCUAAAGCUUCGAUGAAUGCGUAUACAAGAAUUAUUGCGAAGAAAUAUCCUACUUUCCACAUCAAUUGUGUUUGUCCUGGUUAUGUCAUAACGGACAUAACUGCUAAUACUGGUUUCUUCACGGUAGAAGAAGGUGCUUCACAUCCAGUUAGGUUAGCACUAGUUCCUAAUGAUGGUCCAUCUGGCGUUUACUAUAUCCGGAAUGAAGUCUCUUCAUUUUGAUUGUAUUAUAUAUGAUGUUCAAUUUUAUGGAUUAUGAAUAAACUGCAUUGGAACCCCUUAAAAUCACUUCAUAUUUAUCAUUUCA
Molecule: messenger RNA, 1144 nt
Organism: Trifolium pratense (red clover)
Lineage: Eukaryota; Viridiplantae; Streptophyta; Magnoliopsida; Fabales; Fabaceae
Product: (+)-neomenthol dehydrogenase-like
Exons: 5
Coding region: 157-1059 (300 amino acids)
Cellular component (GO): membrane
Molecular function (GO): oxidoreductase activity
Source: RefSeq, a predicted model, not a curated record